CAACUCUCUCAUCAUCUUUCUUCUCUUACUUAUCAUUUUCCUUGCAACCAAACACCACUCUGAGAUGGGUUCCAGCAGUCUUCCAAUUUUAAUGGCUAUUGUGCUUGCAUUGUGUAGUUUUUGUAUUUUUCCUGAGUUGGUACUUGCAAAACAUGCUGGCAUUACUCGGCACUACAAGUUCAAUAUCGUGAUGCAAAACGUGACAAGAUUGUGUCAAACAAAGAGUAUAGUGACCGUGAAUGGUAAGUUCCCUGGGCCUCGAAUCAUAGCAAGGGAAGGUGACAGGCUCUUAAUCAAGGUCGUCAAUCAUGUUCAAUACAAUGUCACCCUUCAUUGGCAUGGAAUCAGGCAACUAAGAAGCGGAUGGGCAGAUGGGCCUGCCUACAUCACACAAUGUCCGAUUCAGACAGGACAAACCUACGUGUACAAUUUCACAGUAACUGGCCAAAGGGGAACAUUAUUCUGGCAUGCUCAUAUCUCUUGGCUUAGAGUUACUCUAUAUGGUCCCCUUGUCAUCCUCCCAAAGAAACAUGCCUCUUACCCUUUUCCCCAGCCUCACAAAGAAGUCCCUGUCCUUUUCGGGGAAUGGUGGAAAGCCGACACAGAGACAAUUAUCAACCAAGCAACCCAAGCAGGCGGAGCACCAAAUAUCUCUGAUGCCUACACAAUCAAUGGUCUUCCAGGUCCCUUGUAUAACUGCUCUGCAAAAGACACAUUUAAGCUGAAACUGAAGCCUGGAAAGACCUAUCUUCUUCGUUUAAUCAAUGCUGCACUUAAUGAUGAGCUUUUCUUCAGCAUUGCAAACCACAGUCUCACUGUUGUUGAAACAGAUGCAGUCUACGUCAAACCUUUUAAGACCCAAACUCUACUCAUCACUCCUGGACAAACCAUGAACGUCCUGCUCAAGGCCAAAGCCACCGCUCCUAAUGCUACCUUCUUGAUGGCUGCUAGGCCUUACGCCACUGGUCCAGCUACUUUUGAUAACACCACCACCGCUGCAAUUCUCGAGUAUGAGAAACCUUCUCUUUCCAACUCUAACAACAAGAAACGCGAUCCCCUUCUUAGGCCAUCGCUUCCAAUGUUCAACGACACCGCAUUUUCCAUGAAAUUCUUCCAGAAAAUUCGUAGCUUGGCCACCGGAAACUUCCCAGCUAAAGUCCCCAAAAAGAUUGAUAGACGUUUCUUCUUCACAGUUGGGUUAGGGAUCCUCCCUUGCUCCAAGAACCAAACUUGUCAAGGACCCAACAACACUAGAGUGGCAGCUUCAAUCAACAAUGUCUCGUUUGUGCAACCCAACGUAGCUCUUCUGCAAGCUCACUUCUUUAACCAAUCAAAAGGGGUGUACACAACUGAUUUCCCAGCUAACCCACCUUUCAAAUUCAACUACACAGGGACACCACCCAGUAAUAUUAUGGCGACCACUGGGACGAAGGUGGUGGUGCUGCCUUUUAAUACAAAUGUGGAGCUGGUAUUGCAGGAUACUAGCAUUAUUGGGGCUGAGAGCCAUCCUCUUCAUCUGCAUGGCUUCAAUUUCUUCAUAGUUGGACAAGGUUUGGGCAACUUUAACUCCAGUAAGGAUCCUGCCAAAUUCAACCUGGUUGACCCUGCUGAGAGAAAUACUGUAAGUGUGCCUUCUGGUGGUUGGGUGGCCAUACGGUUCCAUGCAGAUAAUCCAGGCGUUUGGUUUAUGCACUGCCAUCUUGAAGUACACACCAGCUGGGGCCUGAAGAUGGCCUGGGUUGUCAUGGAUGGAAAAAAACAGAAUCAAAAGCUGCCACCUCCACCUUCUGAUCUUCCCAAAUGUUAAUUUAUUUUUUGAUACAUGUCUUUUUUUUUUUUUUUAAAUUCAUUUUCUUUUCUUUCCCCAGAAAGGAGGGUGGAAUGUUGCUUUCCUUCGCAAUUUACCACAGCCCACAAAAAGAAAGGGGGCGGAGUUUUGAUUAAUUUGAUAGGAAUGUAAUUAGAUUAUUCAUUUUCUUUCGAGAAAUAAUAAUAAUAAAAAAAACUAUUCAUU
This is a messenger RNA of Manihot esculenta (cassava), 2014 nucleotides long. Its product is annotated as laccase-4. Gene Ontology annotation, biological process: lignin catabolic process. The coding region runs from base 65 to 1807 and encodes 580 amino acids. Lineage: Eukaryota; Viridiplantae; Streptophyta; Magnoliopsida; Malpighiales; Euphorbiaceae. The transcript has 6 exons. Gene Ontology annotation, molecular function: copper ion binding; hydroquinone:oxygen oxidoreductase activity. Gene Ontology annotation, cellular component: apoplast. The record is from RefSeq and is a predicted model, not a curated record.